Messenger RNA from Funneliformis mosseae, 588 nucleotides. The record is from the annotation of a GenBank genome assembly. NCBI's taxonomy places the organism in Eukaryota, Fungi, Glomeromycota, Glomeromycetes, Glomerales, Glomeraceae.
AUGCCUAAUCAAAACCUUCCUGCAAAUGUUGACGAACUUAUCCAGUUCAUUUCUGUGAACAGUGAAUAUGAAACAAUAACUAAACAUUUGGCCCCAAUUUUAAAACAAAUCCCGCAGCAAUUCUAUUUGCAGGGUACCAGUGACAAUAGAGAUCCAUUGGAUGUUUUGGAUCCAAACUUUUGUAGCUUACCCUACACUUACUUUCUUGCCGCGCGUUGUCAAGCAGAUAGACCAAAUGUUGCGCGUUUAAUUCAAUACAUUCUCCAGUUCCUGACAGUAUUUGACGCGCGUCAUAUUCGAUUGGUACCUGAUAAGUUUCUACAAGUUGCUCAAGGGCUUUGUAGAUUAACUACUCUUUAUGGAAAUGGUGUCAUAGCCAUUAAACCACUUGCGAAUGCACUUCAAAGAUAUGCGCCUACACCAAAUCAUCUCACGAAUUUGCAUCAAAUGUUUAUUAAGGAAUGUUUGUUAUCAAGAUGUUAUAAGCAGGCACUUCCAAUAUUGAAGAAUGAUAUUACUGAAAUAGAUGUGCCGAGCACAGCAAUCUUCUAUACAGAUCAUUUGCUAUAUCAUUAUUAUGGCGCGAUG